GAACCUCAUCUCAAAUGCUCGAAUAAGAUCGUGAUAAGGGAAACGGAAACAGGGAGACAUAACUGCAGUUGAUACGCUGAAGACUUCAACACGAUGUCGCGCAGUCACAUGCUCCGUAUCGCUAAAUUAGCUCGAGUCUGGAGCGACCUACGCUCCAGCCCUGAACGCGUCGACAACCGUGUCAAAAUAUCCUUCAACGGCAACCUCAAGAACUCACACAACACAUUAUGAUACUGAGAACCAUUGCCCUCAUAGCGCUGUUUAGCGCGGUGGCACCAGUCCUGGCGGAUGUCGCACCCGAUAUUAUCACUCUUGUCGAAGGAUACAACUACAUUGCCAAACUCCCCUGCAUCGACUGUCCGUACCUGUAUCAAGACACCUCGAAUGGAGAAAAUGGGCCUUGGACAGACCGCAUCGACGAAAAUGCUCUACUACUUAAUAUAAGCCUUCCAUUCGACGCGGCACACCUAUCGGUGAACAAUGCACCCCUCCUCUCAGACUCAACGAUAUUACCCCGGAUCUACGCUUUCCAAGUGCUCCAAGACUACUCAGAAGACGACCUCCGCCAAAAAGUUGAACAUUCCGAACUCGACACCACCGGCCCCACCCUCGGCCUCUCAUACGGCACCUCGCUGCACCGCCUCACAAACUCGACCGCCAUGGUCUUCCGCUUCAACAUCUUCAGCGCCUACUUUCCCCUCUCUGAAGCCCCAACAAUCAUCAAUCUCAACAACUCCAAGCAGAAAGUCGUCGAGUUAAUAUUCUUACCGCGGCCGUUGCAUAGCUCCGGCGACGUCGGGCCAGGAUGGGAGAUUGUCACUGCGAGGCUGAGUGAAAGGGAGAAGAAGGGGAGUAAGAGGCGUAUGAGGACUAUGGAUUUUGAGGAUUGGGAUGAGUUUGGGAGGAAGGGCUCGCCUUCACAUUUAGUCACAGCCUCCUCCAAGGGUCUUGUCGCAUACGCGAGCUCUGGGUUCUGGGGGCUGAGUAUGGCGAUCUUGGGGUUUGUGGUGCUGUUCGUUGUAGUGGUGGUUGCGUGUGUGUUAGGCUGGGAUUGGUGGAGUGGCGGGUAUGAGAAGGUGCAGAAUGGCGAGAGUGCUGGGCGCAGAGCAGGUAGCAAAGGGAGUGGGACUUGGACGGAUGUGGAGAAGGCUAAAGGUCGAUUCUUGAGUGCGAGUGAACUGGGAAUGAGGGGUGGUGGGAGUGUUGUUGGUGUGGGGAAGAAUGACUGAGAAAGGUGGUUAAAGGGAAAGGUCGAGUGCCGAUAUUGACAUGCU
Macroventuria anomochaeta is the source of this 1274-nucleotide messenger RNA. RefSeq lists its product as uncharacterized. The transcript has a single exon. The record is from RefSeq and is a predicted model, not a curated record. Bases 228 to 1229 code for a protein of 333 amino acids. Lineage: Eukaryota; Fungi; Ascomycota; Dothideomycetes; Pleosporales; Didymellaceae.